UUUAAACUUUUCAGUUGUUCCACUUGUGUUCGUCUCAGUUUUAAAAUUGUAUUAAAAUAUAAUCGUUUCAAUAUGGAAAUUGAAAAAAGCGUUGAAGAUUUAUUAAUAUAUAAAUCGGUGUAUGCCAAAGAUACUGAAAGGAAGAUAAACGAAGAAUUUCCACAUAUACAAGAACACAAUUAUUUAGAUCAUGCCGGAACAACAUUAUAUUCAAAAAAACAAAUGAUAGAAAUCUUUAGUGAUUUUCAAACGAAUUUUUAUGGUAACCCACAUUCCUUAAAUGCAAGCGGAAAAUUAUCGGGUGAUACUGUGGAUCAAAUCCGUUUUAAAAUUCUACAGCACUUAAAUACAACAUCAGAAGAAUAUACAAUAAUAUUCACACAAAGUGCCACAGCAGCUUUAAAAAAUGUAGGUGAAUAUUUUCAUUAUAAUAAUGGUGGAAUAUUUGCAUACACGCAAGAUAAUCAUACAUCAGUAUUAGGCAUGCGUCAGUAUGCCGAAAAAUUUCAUUGUAUUUUGAAUAAGGAUUUAAAUGAUACAUUUCAAAGUGCAUAUCCAAAAUUGGAUAAAAAUAUCAGUGAUACAAAUUCGUUAUUUGUGUAUCCCGCACAAAGUAAUUUUAAUGGUGCUAAAUAUCCUUUAGAAUGGAUACAGAAGGUACAAAAUGGUUGUUUAAAUCAUCUUUUACCAAAUGGUAAAUCAACUAACUGGUUUUGCUUGCUAGAUACUGCAAGUUAUCUUGGAACCAAUAGUAUAGAUUUAUCCAUAUUUAAGCCAGAUUUUAUAACAAUUUCAUUUUAUAAAUUAUUUGGAUAUCCAACUGGUUUGGGUGCACUAAUAGUGAAAAAUUCUAGUGCACAUGCAUUAAAAAAACGAUAUUUUGGCGGUGGAUCUGUUCAAAUAUCAUCAAGUACUACUGAUUUUUUUGUAUUUAGGACUAACUUGCAUCAAAGUUUUGAAGAUGGUACAUUACCGUAUCUUUCGGUAAUUUCAUUACAACAUUGCUUUAACCUAUUUGAGAAGUUACCCAUAACAAUGGAUAUGAUAUCUAAACAUGUCUUUAAUCUAGCCAAAUAUGUUUAUAAUUCAAUGGUAGUAUUACACCAUAAUAAUGGUCAACCUGUAGUUAAAUUAUACCAUGAUACACAGUUUGAAGAUAUUACUAAGCAAGGAGGCUUUAUAAAUUUUAAUUUGUUACGUCAGAAUGGUGAUUAUGUUGGUUACAGCGAGGUUUUACACAUGGCAAACUUAUAUAACAUACAUUUAAGAACAGGGUGUUUUUGUAAUCCAGGCGCCUGUCAGUAUCAUUUACAAUUAACUACUAGUCAACUUAAGAAGCAUUUUGAGGCAGGUCAUAUUUGCGGUGAUCAAUUUGAUUUAAUUGAAGGAGUUCCUACUGGAUCAAUUCGUAUUUCAUUUGGAUACAUGUCAACAAGACGUGAAGCUGAUGUAUUAUUAAAAAUGAUUGAAGAAUGUUUUAUUACAAAACCAAUUAUAAAGAAAAUUCGAUCAAAUAAAACUAUUCAAAUGAAUGGUCAUAAAGUUCCAAUAGAAAAAGUAUUACCACAAAAUGGAUUCAAAAAUUCUGAAACAAAUAAAGACUGUUACAAACUUUUAAAUAUAUUUAUUUAUCCAAUAAAAUCAUGUGGACCAUUUUCAAUUGAAACAAAUUGGUAUUUAUCGAAUACUGGUUUAAUGUAUGAUCGACUGUGGAUGAUUGUAAAUCAUUCGGGAGUUUGUUUAACACAAAAACAAGAGCCAAGAAUGUGUUUAAUAAAACCAAUCAUUGAUUUGGAUGCAAAGUUGAUGACUCUUACAUUCCCAGAUGUUCCGAGUAUUUCUAUACCAUUGGAGCAAAAUGUAAUCGAAUUUAAACCAGCAGCAUUUUGUCAAAGUAAAGUAUGUCAAGAUCAAGUACAAUGUAUUGAUUGUGGAGAUGAAAUUGGAAAUUGGCUUGAAAUUGCUCUCGAUAAGCCAGGCCUUCGUCUACUACAACAAUAUAGUGAUCGGAUUUCACCAAAAAAAGCAAAAGAAAAAACUGAAUUAUCAUUAGCUAACGAAGCACAAUUUUUAUUAUUAAAUUUAAAAAGUAUUGACUGGCUGUAUAAUGUAAUGGAAAAUAAACCAAACGAUUUGACUAUUGAUAAUUUAGUAUCAAGAUUCCGUCCAAAUUAUGUUAUUAACGGAGAAGAAGCUUUCGAAGAAAUGUCUUAUAAAACAAUUUUAAUUGGAGAUCAAUAUUUUGAGUUUGUUGGAGCUUGUUCUCGAUGUCAAAUGAUUUGCAUAGAUCAAGGUACAAGUGAAAAGAAUGCAGAGCCUCUUCGUGCAUUAGCAGCAAAUUCUCAGGGAAAAAUUAAAUUUGGUGUUUAUUUGAAACAUGACCCA
Chrysoperla carnea is the source of this 2385-nucleotide messenger RNA. It is a transcript of the gene mal, whose product is annotated as molybdenum cofactor sulfurase. The annotation marks the transcript as partial. The transcript is spliced from 9 exons. Gene Ontology annotation, molecular function: pyridoxal phosphate binding; molybdenum ion binding; molybdenum cofactor sulfurtransferase activity. Gene Ontology annotation, biological process: Mo-molybdopterin cofactor biosynthetic process. NCBI's taxonomy places the organism in Eukaryota, Metazoa, Arthropoda, Insecta, Neuroptera, Chrysopidae. The record is from RefSeq and is a predicted model, not a curated record.